AGUCAGUGGAGCAGUUCUACCGCUUGCUGCAAGAAACAUAUCAGACUGAACCUGCAGGCCCGGAUGGCAUCCUGGUGGAGGCGGAUCUGGUGCGUGCCAAGCUGGAGAGGAGCAGCAGCAAGAGCCUGGAGCGGGAACUCGCCACACCAGACUGGGCAGAGCGGCAGCUGGCCCAUGGAGGCCUGGCUGAGGUGCUGCUGCCUGCCAGGGAACGCCGGCGGCCGCGUGAGACACAAGUGAUUGCUGUGCUGGGCAAGGCUGGUCAGGGCAAGAGCUAUUGGGCUGGGGCAGUGAGCCGGGCCUGGGCUUGUGGCCGGCUUCCCCAGUACGACUUCGUCUUCUCUGUCCCCUGCCACUGCUUGAACCGUCCAGGCGAUGCCUACCGCCUGCAGGACCUGCUCUUCUCCCUGGGCCCACGGCCACUCGUGGCAGACAAUGAGGUCUUCAGCCACAUCUUGAAGAGGCCUGACCGCGUUCUGCUCAUCCUAGACGCCUUUGAGGAGCUGGAAGCACAAGAUGGCUUCCUGCACAGCACUUGCGGACCGGCGCCCGCAGAGCCCUGCUCCCUGCGAGGGCUGCUGGCCGGCCUUUUCCAGAGGAAGCUGCUCCGAGGCUGCACCCUCCUCCUCACCACCCGGCCUCGGGGCCGCCUGACCCAGAGCCUGAGCAAGGCCGAUGCCCUGUUUGAGCUCUCCGGCUUCUCCAUGGAGCAGGCCCAGGCCUAUGUGAUGCGAUACUUUGAGUGCUCAGGGAAGACCGAGCACCAAGACAGAGCCCUGGCGCUCCUCCGGGACCAGCCAUUUCUCCUCAGUCAUGGCCACAGCCCCACUUUGUGCCAGGCAGUGUGCCAGCUCUCAGAGGCCCUGCUGGAGCUGGGGGAGGACGCCGAGCUGCCCUCCACACUCACGGGGCUCUAUGUCGGCCUGCUGGGCCCUGCAGCCCGCGACGGUCCCCCAGGGGCCCUGGCAGAGCUGGCCAAGCUGGCCUGGGAGCUGGGCCGUAGACACCAAAGUACCCUACGGGAGGACCACUUCCCAUCCGCAGACGUGAGGACCUGGGCAGUGGCCAAAGGCUUAGUGCAGCACCCGCCGGGGGCCACAGCGUCCGAGCUGGCCUUCUGCAGCUUCCUCCUGCAGUGCUUCCUGGGGGCCAUGUGGCUGGCUCUUAGCGGCGAAAUCAAGGACAAGGAGCUCCCGCAGUAUCUAGCAUUGACCCCCAGGAAGAAGAGGCCUUAUGACAACUGGCUGGAGGGCGUGCCACGCUUUCUGGCAGGGCUGAUCUUCCAGCCUCCCACUCGCUGCCUGGGAGCCCUGGUUGGGCCAUCGGCGGCUGCUUUGGCAGACAAGAAGCAGAAAGUGCUUGCGAAGUACCUGAAGCGGCUGCAGCCGGGGACACUGCGGGCUCGUCAGCUGCUGGAGCUGCUGCACUGCGCCCACGAGGCCGAGGAGGCUGGGAUCUGGCGGCACGUGGUGCAGGAGCUCCCCGCCCGCCUCUCGUUUCUGGGCACCCGGCUCACACCUCCUGAUGCACAUGUAUUGGGCAAGGCCUUGGAGGCGGCAGGCCAAGACUUCUCCCUGGAUCUCCGCAGCACUGGCAUUGACCCCUCGGGAUUGGGGAGCCUCGUGGGACUCAGCUGUGUCACGCAUUUCAGGGCUGCCUUGAGUGACACAGUGGCGCUGUGGGAGUCCCUGCGGCAGCAUGGGGAGACCAAGCUACUUCAGGCAGCAGAGGAGAAGUUCACCAUUGAGCCUUUCAAAGCCAAGUCCUUGAAGGAUGUGGAAGACCUGGGAAAGCUCGUGCAGACUCAGAGGACGAGAAGUUCCUCAGAAGACACAGCUGGGGAGCUCCCUGCUGUUCGGGACCUAAAGAAACUGGAGUUUGCGCUGGGCCCUGUCUCAGGCCCCCGGGCUUUCCCCAAACUGGUGCGGAUCCUCGUGGCCUUUUCCUCCCUGCAGCAUCUGGACCUGGAUGCACUGAGCGAGAACAAGAUCGGGGACGAGGGUGUCUCGCAGCUCUCAGCCACCUUCCCCCAGCUGAAGUCCCUGGAAACCCUCAACUUAUCCCAGAACAGCAUCACUGACGUGGGUGCCUGCAAACUUGCGGAGGCCCUGCCUUCACUCGCGGCAUCCCUGCUCAGGCUAAGCUUGUACAAUAACUGCAUCUGCGACGUGGGUGCCGAGAGCCUGGCUCGUGUGCUUCCUGACAUGGUGUCCCUCCGGGUGAUGGACGUUCAGUACAACAAGUUCACGGCCGCCGGGGCCCAGCAGCUCGCCGCCAGCCUUCGGAAGUGCCCUCACGUGGAGACUCUGGCGAUGUGGACGCCCACCAUCCCAUUCAGUGUCCAGGAACACCUACAGCAGCAGGACUCACGAAUCAGCCUGAGAUGAUCCCAGCUGUGCUCUGGACGGGCAUGUUCUCUGAGGACACCAACUACACUGGACCUUGAACUGGGUACUUGUGGACACAGCUCUUCUCCAGGCUGUAUCCCAUGAGCCUCAGCAUCCUGGCAUCCGGACCCUGCUGGUUCAGGUUUGGCACCUGCCAGUUGCAGAAUGAACCACGUCUUGCUCUGCUGACAGACACAGGCCCAGCUCCAGGCUCCUUUAGCACCCAGUUGGGUGAAUGCCUGGUGGCAGCUGCGGUCCACCCAGGAGCCCUGAGGCCCUCCCAGCAGGACACUGUGGACAGCCACGGCCAAGCCAGAGGGAGUGACAGAGGCAGCCCCAUUCUGCCUGCGCAGGCAUCUGCCACCCUGGGAAGAAAGUACUUCUUUUUUUUGUUUGAGACUGUCCCGGGCCAGAGUGCAGUGGAGCGAUCUGGGCUCACUGCAACCCCCGCCUCCUGGGUUCAAGCAAUUCUCCUGCCUCAGCCUUCAGAGUAGCUGAGAUUACAGGCACCCACCACCAUGACCGGAUAAUUUUCAGUAUUUUUAGUAGAGACAGGGUUUCGUCAUGUUGGCCAGGCUGGUCUCGAACUCUUGACCUCAGGUGAUCUGCCCACUGCAGCCUCACAAAGUGGUGGGAUUACAGGCAUGAGCCACCACAUCCGGCCGUAGAGAAGCAGCCCUGCUCUCUGAUCCAAACACCGUGACAGGGCACACUGGGUGCUCAGAAGAUACUGAUGGGCAACCCCAGCCUGCUAAUUCCCCAGAUUGCAACAGGCUGGGCUUCUGUGGCAGCUUCUGUGGCUCUACGGAACUCGAUGCACUGACUUUUUUGACCACGGCCAAAGCUAGGCCUGGCCAGAUGCACUGGCCCUUAGCAGGGAAACAGCUAAUGGGACACUAAUAAGGGCGGUGAGAGAACAGACUGGAAGCACAGCUUCAUUUCCUGUGUCUUUUUUCACUACAUUAUAAAUGUCUCUUUAAUGUCA
This is a messenger RNA of Callithrix jacchus (white-tufted-ear marmoset), 3372 nucleotides long. The record is from RefSeq and is a predicted model, not a curated record. Lineage: Eukaryota; Metazoa; Chordata; Mammalia; Primates; Cebidae.